GAUGUCAAAGGAAAAUUUUGUGAGGACCACUGUAUACUACAGCACUCUAACCGGAGUUUGUUUGGCAAGAAUGAGUAUUCCAGUGCCUAGCCACUCUGAACAUAUAAAUUUGAUCACUCAAACAUCCAAAUGGAGGACCACAUCAUCAGCUGCUAUCUGAAGUGGCCAGUCUGUGCCCAACUACUGAACUGUUCAGAGCCCACAGAAAGGGCUACGGUAGAGACAUAUAUGGUAUCUCGUAUACACAGGCAUGCCUUAUUUCUUUGUCUUCUACCCCAGUGCUACCUACCUAAAGACCUCUGGUACUCUUCCCUUUCCUGGGAAAGCAAUUCAAUCUUGUUUUCUCUUUUAUUAUUGUAUUCUCUAUUCUACAGUUAUGCCCCAAUAGUAGCCAAAGGAAAAAGGGGGAAGAUGGUAGUUUGACUAAACAAAUACCAGUUCAUACAUUCUUGUUCCAAUAGGAGUUAUGGGAGGAAAAAUUAUUCCAAGCAAUCACACAGGAUCAACUUUUUCUCCUUGUAGAAUAUGUGUCAUCACAUUGGCAGAAUCUCAUCCAGUUCUUCAAAGUGGAAAAACAAUUAAAAGCAUUUCCUAUCAGAUCAGUACCAACUGUAGCAGACUUCAGAACAAGGUCUCUGGGAAAUUUAAGCGGGGGGCACAGUUUCUAACAGAGCUUGCACCUCUCUGUAAGAUUUACUGCUCAGAUGGUGAAGAAUAUACUGUGUCUAGUUGUGUUAGAGGACGUUUGAUGGAAGUGAAUGAAAACAUCCUCCAUAAGCCAUCUAUUCUUCAAGAAAAGCCAUCUACUGAAGGCUACAUUGCAGUUGUGUUGCCCAAAUUUGAAGAAAGUAAAAGCGUAACAGAAGGGUUACUGACACAAAAACAAUAUGAAGAAGUCAUGGUGAAACGCAUUAAUUCCACAACAGCUACGUCAUGAGGAUUGACAUGGAACAAAAAGCAAAGUGGGAUUCUUGUUACCUGGCCUAAACCAUCAGGGUACUAAAGGAGAAGAACCAGUAUAUGUAAAGCAUACCUAACAGCCAGCCAUAUGCAGGGGAGGCCUAGUGCUUCACUUAGUUUUCCCUCUCUGUCUUCAUAAUGAGCCUUGGUUCCCAUUUGUCUACAGCCUGCCAGAUCUGGCCUGCCUAUGUACUCACCCUGUUCUCUUGCAUCUCUCUAACAACUGGCAUGCAAGGCAUGUUUUUCUGAUUAAAACCAAACAAAGCUCUUUGAAGAAGAUUUAGAAAAUACAGAGAAGUUUUAAGUAGCCAAGUAAAAAUAAUUUACCCAUCAUCCCAUAAUCCAGAAGUAAAUAUAUUUGACCCUUGAGCAACAUGGGUUUGAACUGCGAGGGUCCACUUAUGCACGGACUGUUUUCAACUAUAAACGAGUCAAAAAUAUAUCAUUAACCAAACACGAAACCCACUUAUAGAGCAGGUUCAUAUACUCAGGUUCCAAAGGGCCAACUGCAGGACUUGAGUUCUCACAUAUGGAUUUGGGUAUAUGUGGAAGUUCCUGGAACCAAUCCCCUAUGUAAACCAAGGGAUAACUACUACAUUUUAACCUACUUCUGUUUGAACAUAUGGUAUGGUUAUUGCUUUUGCCUCAUUUUCCUAACAGUUUGAAGUUUAAAAAAACCUAACCCGCCUUUCUUACCCAGUCUCCUAUAAUGUGCCUACCAAAAAGCCUAGUCCUGGCCCAUCUGCCUCAACUCCUCUCCCUUUUAGGUUGUAGGGAAGAGGCCGGAGUGUAGAGUAUAUCAUAUCUUCUGUCCCCCUUAUGCCAACAAGAUGGCCUUCCCCUCUGAAACAAAGUAAAACUGCAACACUGUGACUUCUUAAAUGAGGGAUAUGUGAAAAGGCUAUGAAAAAUACAAAGGCUUUCCUAAGAAAUGUGUUACAAUGCAGUGGGAAGCUAAUUCUUGAAAUAUGCACAUUAUAGUUACUCAGUCUCACAUACUCUAGUUACCAGCAAAGAAGUUACUGAGAAUAUGUCAUUCAAAGGCAUAGAGGCCUUUGAAUGGAACAAAUGCUUUCACAUCAUUUAAAGUAAAAAAAAACCUCCAACAACUGUGAAUUUAUAGUUUAAGAGUGAUUUACACUGAAUUUCAAAUAAAAGGACUAUAAAACGUGUUAUUUUUCUGUAAGGGCUAUAACAUACAUUUCAAUAUCACUGUUUUUAAAUAAAAUAUACUUUUAUACAGAAGAAAUCAUUCUAUAUUAAUUCCAUUGGUUAUCUAUCCUCUUAUGCUGUUGAAGUCAUAAGUUACCCCUUCCCAACCCCCACUUGCUCUUUCACUAGAGAACAGUAUUUUUUCAGGUGUGCAAAAAUAUUAUCUAAUGAAAGUACAAGUGGGGGUUGGAAUUUUUAAGUUUUAAUUAUUUACAAAAUAAUACUUAUUUUGUAAAUAAAACAACAUUUUGGUUCAUAGGAAAAACUUGUAAUCUGAGUGCCAGCAUGACUAUCCCCCUAAAUAUACCCCCCAGACAUGAUACGUGUAGUAAGUGGAUAAACACCUCCAUGAUGGUGCUAUUAGCUGAAAAUAUAAACAAACCAGCAGAUCCUCACUUUAAGUAGCACAAUGACUCUUGAAGGCGUCAUAAAACUAAGACAGUAAACAUAGUAAAAGAAUUGUGUAUAACAUUUUACAUAUAACAUUACCUCACAUCAUUCUCCCAUUACUUCUACUGUAAUUUAAAAGAAUACUUUGGUUUCAGAGCAUAAAAAUCAUGCUUAAUGAUUUUGACUGUUUAAGGAAAGAUUUUAAAAAGGUUAUUAACAGAGCUGAGUGCAGCACAUUUUCUCCCGAAGGACUACAGUGAAAAUUUUCCUCAAUAAAAUAUUGACUAGCUGUGGUCAA
Molecule: messenger RNA, 2860 nt
Organism: Pan troglodytes (chimpanzee)
Lineage: Eukaryota; Metazoa; Chordata; Mammalia; Primates; Hominidae
Gene: ABITRAM
Product: actin binding transcription modulator
Exons: 5
Coding region: 467-937 (156 amino acids)
Biological process (GO): regulation of filopodium assembly; regulation of actin filament polymerization; dendrite morphogenesis
Cellular component (GO): filopodium tip; nucleus; lamellipodium
Molecular function (GO): actin monomer binding; actin filament binding
Source: RefSeq, a predicted model, not a curated record